Molecule: messenger RNA, 1743 nt
Organism: Hyaloscypha bicolor E
Lineage: Eukaryota; Fungi; Ascomycota; Leotiomycetes; Helotiales; Hyaloscyphaceae
Exons: 2
Coding region: 1-1743 (580 amino acids)
Biological process (GO): regulation of transcription by RNA polymerase II
Molecular function (GO): DNA-binding transcription factor activity, RNA polymerase II-specific; RNA polymerase II cis-regulatory region sequence-specific DNA binding
Source: RefSeq, a predicted model, not a curated record
AUGUCGCACUCAAACUCACAGGGCAGCUGCCUCGAUCCCCUGGACUCGUUGCUGGACCUGUCGGAGUACGAUAAAUUAUCCUAUCAAUCACCCUCCAUCUCUCCAUCGGCGACCAAGAGCCAAUUCGUGGGAAGAGCAGUCUCAAACACACCAGCAACCCUCCCAUCGAGUACGCAACAAGACCUCAGCGGUCCCAGUCACAACUAUGGCAUGUACAAACAACAGACCGGCAUUCCCCAAGGCGCCGUCGCCAGCACCUUGGCCGUCAACCAGAUGAACCAAUACGGGUACGCAGACAGCUAUCUCGCUGGCAUCGGAGGGGUCGACUUCGGCACUGCUCCAGGGCGAAAUGGGUCUUUCAAUCAGGAUAUGGACAUGGAAUUCGAUUCGCCAUUGGGAGAACCCGCCUUCUUCUAUCCCGAACAAUCAUCACCGGAGUUCGUCAAUCCAAGCGCCAUUGGUUCAAGCAGUCUUUCACCUUCUGCUGUUCUCUCUAAUCAGACCAGCAAUGUCGGUCGUCUCUGGCCUGGCAUGCAUCAACAGCAAGCUGCCCUUGCAAAGGCCCAAGCCCAACAGAAGCAACAGCAACAAAUCAUCCAGCAACAGCGGAACAAUGCUAUGAGUGGGCACCAAAGACAACCAUCGCAACAGCGCUCAAGAGGAUCUCAUCCACCUGCUGAUCCUAUCGUCGAGGAAAAGAUCUCUCAACUCUUGAACUCGAUGAGACAGAGCAGCGUCGCUACUGAGGAUGGUGAGGGCACCCCAAAUGCCAACCACCUGUCACAUGUUCAACGUAUGCGAAAGGAGGAGGAAGAUAUGGAUGAGGAUGAGCGCUUGCUUGCUAGCGAAGAAGGAAAGAAACUCAGCAGCAAGGAGCGACGCCAACUCCGAAACAAGGUUUCCGCUCGCGCCUUCCGUUCAAGGAGGAAGGAAUAUAUCUCUCAACUCGAAGGUGAAAUCGCCACCAAGGUGAACGAGAACACCGACCUCCGUUCCCAGAACCGGGCUUUACUAGAAGAGAACACCCGUCUCUCAGACCUUACCCGGAUGCUCCUCUCCUCGCCCUCCUUCUCCGGCUUCCUCGAUACCCUCGCCUCCAACCCGCAAGCCGCUCAAACCGCCCAAGCAGUCCAACAACCUCAACCCCAACAACAGCAAAUCGAGCAACCACAGCGCCAAAUCCGAAAAGACGUCAACCCGUACGCGGCUCAACAACAGAUGCAGCAGCAACAAAUCGGAAUGGCCAUGAUCCCAGAACACAACAUGGACUUCUCCCUGCUGGACCUGAACGAGAAUGGCGCCUUCUCCUACCAACCACAGGUCUUCUCCGUGCUCAGCUUGCCUGAAGCCGUCAUCGACACAGAGAUCCUGUCCGGCAAAGGCUCCUCAUUCACGCCUCUCGCUUCCGAUGACGAGAAGGUCGAGCUGCCAAAGGUAGAGCGCAUGCCCGUCUCUGAGCCCUCGAAGGUUGAGCUCCCUGCCGUCGUAGACGAGGAGUUCGAUGCUGAUCCCGCUUUCGCUCUGUUUGUCUCAUCGCCUGCUACCUCCACCGUUAAGUCAGAGCCCGAGCUCGAUCUCAGCUUCCUUGCCAACCUGUCUCUCAAGCCUUCGAACUUCGAAUUCGUCGUUGUACCAGAGGUCGACGAGGCGACUGCUGAUGCUGCGAUGCGACGUGUGGAGCGGUUAUCAGCUGACAUGGAUGCAUGCUUAGAGAGACUCUCUCGCCUCUCAUGUCAUCUAUAA